Phaeoacremonium minimum UCRPA7 is the source of this 918-nucleotide messenger RNA. RefSeq lists its product as hypothetical. Lineage: Eukaryota; Fungi; Ascomycota; Sordariomycetes; Togniniales; Togniniaceae. The record is from RefSeq and is a predicted model, not a curated record. The coding region runs from base 1 to 918 and encodes 305 amino acids. The transcript has a single exon.
AUGGCCAAUCUCUGGCGACGGACCAAUCCCGCCCUCUUCCGCGACGGUUACCGCACCGCCUUCCUCCAAUUUGGCAUCGCGGUUCUCGUGCACCACAUCCGCCGCAUACUCGUCCCCUGGCUCGGCGCAUGGAUGUACAACGACCCGCUCGAAGGCCUCCGCCUCGCACGCGGUAAUCCGGAGGUCUUCCUCGAUGAGAUGCUCGACUUUUCGUGGCCCUGGCUCGCAUUCAUGUACAUUCAGAAGUGGGCCUUUGACCUCGCCGGCGCGUACCUUGCCGGCCUCCUCGUGCUCACCAACGGCCGCCUUCCAUGGCGCUUCCGCGCCCAGCCCCAGGCCAGCCCGCUCCUCCCCAAGCGCGCCAUGGCAACCGCCAAGGUGUGCUACCUCGCCUGGAUGCUCGCUUGUGCAGAGUACAUGUUCGCGCGCACGCUGAGCACCGUCUCCUUCGGCAUCGCGUACGCCAAGCUCGGCCUUCUCUCGCCCGCCAACAGCGCCAACCGCGCCGCGCUCGAUCUCGUGCUGCGCAAGCACUGGAGCAAAGCGCCCCUCAACGCGUGCCAGCUCGUCGCCUAUACCGCACGCGGGGUCAUCCCAAUGGUGGUGGGCGCGGUAGCGAAUGCGGCGAGAGGCCGGCCGGGGCUCCUGCUUGCUCUGAGCACGUUGGGAGGGGGCGUGUGGAUGGUGAUUCGCUAUCGUUCGCGCUUCUUCAUUGCGCUCGAGAUGAGCAGCAUGUUUGUCGUGAUUGGGUGUGCGGCCGUGCUAUUUGCGCUGCUGGGACGGGAGUUUGUUGCUGAUCCGCUGGGACUCGGUGUGAGCACGGCGAUGGCGAGGCGAAGCGGGAAUAUGUUAAGGGAGGCAGUCCAAGUAGAAAGGCUCAAGCGUGCACCAGCAGAGUCAGUACGCGUGCCGCCAUAG